This is a messenger RNA of Sciurus carolinensis (gray squirrel), 1338 nucleotides long. RefSeq names its product tripartite motif-containing protein 64-like. The transcript has 6 exons. Lineage: Eukaryota; Metazoa; Chordata; Mammalia; Rodentia; Sciuridae. The record is from RefSeq and is a predicted model, not a curated record. The coding region runs from base 1 to 1338 and encodes 445 amino acids. Gene Ontology annotation, molecular function: zinc ion binding; protein binding.
AUGGAUUCACACACCUUCCAAGAAUUUCAGAGAGAACUCACAUGCUCCAUUUGCAUGAACUAUUUCUUAGAUCCUGUCACUAUUGACUGUGGGCACAGCUUUUGCCGACCCUGCCUCUGGCUCUGCUGGAAUGAAGCCCAAACGUCAAGGUGUUGCCCCGAGUGCAGGGAAAUAACAGACAAGGCAGACUUCAGCACCAACAUCUUCCUCAAGAAGCUGGCUUCCCUCGCCAGACAGGCCACACCUCGCCCCGACAGCAGCUCUGGGGAGCAGCUCUGCACCGCACACAGGGAGGCAAGGGGGACCUUCUGCGACGUCCACAAGAGCCCGCUCUGUGCGUCCUGCUCUGACUCACCAGAACAUGCAGUUCACAGCCACAGCCCGGUGUCGUGGGUGGCGGAGGAGUACAGGGAGAAACUUCUAAAGAAAAUGGAUCCUUUAUGGGAAAUGACUCAGGAGAUGCAAAAUAAUCUAAAUGAAGAAGUUAGCAAAUCACAAUCGUUUGGGGAGUACGUGAUGUUAAGGAAGAACAUGAUCCAAACUCAAUAUCAGAUGAUGCAUCAAUUUCUCAUUGAGGAAGAGCAAUUUCAACUGGCAACGCUCAACAGAGAAGCAGAAGAAAUUUUACAAGAACUCAGGGACAGUGGAAUCAGAAUGGCCCAGCACAGAGAAGAGUUGAAGGAAAUGUACAGGGAGCUGACUGAGAUGUGCCACAAGCCAAACAUGGAGUUGCUCCAGGACUUAGCAGACACAUUUGAAAGGAUUGAGUUGGUGCAGAGACAGAAGCCUCGGUCAGUGAACCCAGAGCUCCCUUCAUUGCACAUCACUGGAAUCCUGGACAUGCUGAACCAGUUUAGGGUGAAUAAUGGAAUGAUUCAAGGAUGGGCCAAUCGCUAUAUGAGCCUUUCUGAGGAAGUUCGAAAUAGGGUAUUUGGAGAUGGUGGAGCAAGAGAAGAGCCCCAGAGAGUGGAGAGUUAUGCUGCAUGGGGUGUUGAGGCCUUUACCUCUGGCAAGAACUACUGGGAGGUGGAUGUAGAAAACUCCUGCAACUGGAUUUUGGGUGUCUGUAAAGAUUUCACAACAAGUGACAGUUUUGAUUGUGAGAAAGCAAUUUUCCUGUAUUCCUUGAAGAGGAACAACCACUGUAGUCUCUAUACCAACUCCCCACCCUUAACUCAUUAUGUGCAAAGGCCUCAGGGUCGGGUCGGGGUGUUACUGGAUUACGACAAUGCAACCAUGAGCUUCUAUGAUGUUUGCCGAGGUUCCCUCAUAUAUACUUUCUUUUCUUCCUCCUUCACCUCCCCUCUGAAUCCCUUUCUUUUCUUUGGUUCUCCAUAA